AUGCGACUAUCAAUUUUUGCAUCUUUUUUGUCAAGUUUUGUACAAGCAAGUGGAGAGAAUUUAUGCUUAGGAGAUGCUGAUAAGGGAGCAACUACGAUUUCUCUCUCCUCCGACGAGAGCUUUUGCCGUCUUCGACCCCGCGAUGACGCUCCCCACAAGGUCCGUCUGAAGAUGGCAGGUCUUUCCGAUACAUCGUCGUGCACAGAAGACGAGGAUCGCAUUUUCAUCACGUCCAACGGCUCACUUUUGGGUCCGCUCUGCCCCAAAGUCCACGAGAAGCACAUUCUCGACUGGUUCGGUAGGGAAGACGAGGAUGAACAAAGCAUUUACGACGCGAUUUUCGAUGCGACGGAAACGACGAUGAUUUUCGUCCCGGGGAAUAAGGUCGAAGCUAAUGGCCAAAAAGUCAUGAUCACCGUGGCUUGGGAAAAUAUGUCUGCAAGACCUGCUUCGUCUCCCAGACAGCCAAAAUCCAUUGGAUCGAUGAUGGAAGAGCCCUCUGUUUCUCCAGUGUCUCUUUGUCCAAUUUCUACCUUCGCUUCUGACUUCAUUCGGACUGCAAAAGCCAAGUUGGCAAAAGAACCAAAGAAAAUCGUCAGAAAAAUGGGAAUCAAGCUCACUGAGCUUUACGAAAACUUCGAGGAGGAUCAUCGCGAUUUCUGUCAAGAAGACGCGCUGAAGGUCAACUGCGAUAUUUUUGAAGAAAAUGAUGGAGGGUCGCAGCUUGGAAUCUUCACUGCUCUAAGUGAGAUAGUCAAGCACAUAAGCCCUGAAUGCUCUAGCACAUUUGUGAACGGAUUGAAAGAUGAUCUUGAAGAAUUGAGAGAGCUUCUUGGCUUUGAAAAGAUUGAAGAAACAACUGAGUUUUUGACGACGACAGAAGAUUUCACAACAACUACACCUUAUACAACAACAGAAACAACACCAAUUCUAAUCACAACAACAUCAUCAGAACUAACAACUACUUCCACUACAACAACUACAACAACCACAACAUCAACAACAUCAACAACCACAACAACAACCACUUCAACAUCAACAUCGACAUUAACCACUACAACUUCGACAACAAGUACGACUACAACUACAACAACUACAAGCACCACAACAACUACCACAACUGCACCACCUACCUCUACAACUGACUACACCACUUCAACAACACAAACUACCGACUACACCACAACCGACAGCUACACCACCACAAACUCACAAAGCACAAUAAGCACCAAUGCACCAACAACCAUUCUUCCCACGGAAAUCACAACACAACCUCUGCCGUACUCAUCGAAAAUACGCGAAUCCAGUGAUUUUAGCAGGCCCUUAGCAGUUUCCCGAGGAGACUCGAUUCUUUCAGACAAAAUGUGCAAAAUUCGAAAUAUGCCAGAACGAUUCAACACCAUCUUCAGCGCCAGAGCAAAUGAACUUCGACCGAAAGAUAUGAAAAUUGUCAAGAGAGCAGUUGUGACAAUAUCCAAAAGUUUCAAGUAUUGCGAUCGAAGUCAUGUGCUUUGCGACCUCAUCGACUUGAAUCGAAAAAUGCACGGUUGUCAGCUGAUCAAAUCUCUUACCAACAUGAUGGACUACCUAGCUGCCGAAGGAACUUGCGAAGUCGACUGGCUCAAUGAUGUUGCUUCCAAAAUUGAGAGUGCUCAAAUGGUCUUUGGAGAAGACUCCAUGGAGAGCUGCCUGGGAACUGAUGAAAACUGGGAUUUGAGGGAGCUGAAGGAAAUGGAUGAGGAUUUCUUUCGGGGAGAGAAGAAAACUCUUCAGGAAGCUUUGGCAGAAGUUUCAAAACGACAGCUGCCGCUAAACCAUAGAUCUUGGGUUUCGAAGAUUCGUCUCACCUUGAAAUCCGCUCUUGCCGCCCUUGGAAACAAGGAAGACACCCUCAUCAUUUCCGACAUUGAUAUCUGCGCCGUCUCGGUCGAGCAAUUGGAAGCUCAUGCUGGAACCAUCUUUACUCGCUUUCUCGACUCCGUCCGGGGGGACUCUGGCGCUUCGGAAGAAGCGGUGAAAACGAUGAGCGGAAUGAUGGCAAGAGUUCUUCGAAAGUUCCGACAAAAGAAUCGAAACUCACAGGAAAUCAAAGUCGAAUGCAACGACUUGAGAGUCCAGAGAAGUCUGAGGACCAAUUUUAUUGACAUGGCGGACUCGGUCUAUCGAAUGAUACGAUUGAACAACCAUCCUUGA
Molecule: messenger RNA, 2193 nt
Organism: Oikopleura dioica
Lineage: Eukaryota; Metazoa; Chordata; Appendicularia; Copelata; Oikopleuridae
Source: the annotation of a GenBank genome assembly